Messenger RNA from Dreissena polymorpha, 4273 nucleotides. RefSeq lists its product as uncharacterized. The record is from RefSeq and is a predicted model, not a curated record. The coding region runs from base 194 to 4273 and encodes 1359 amino acids. Lineage: Eukaryota; Metazoa; Mollusca; Bivalvia; Myida; Dreissenidae. The transcript has 5 exons.
CUCGGAUAUUGCGAAAAAAAAAAACGCGCGUGUUAGUCAUUUAAAUAGUUAGUUAGUUACUUAUUUUGUUUAAAGUUCAUAAAUUUAUAUUGAAAAGUGUAAGGCAAUAAUAACUGAAACGGACUAAUGCAAGAUAUUCCACAAAGUGACCAACGGACUGUCAGAUUAGAUCUACUAACGAUCCAAAACAAUUAUGAAUAACAACAGAACUGGAAAUGCCCGCGGGCGCGGGAGACCAAAGAAACGACAGUUUCACCAGAAAAAGGAAGGAAGACCAGAUGAUGUGAUUAAAAAGGAUAAGUAUAUGGUUGCUCAGUCUACCACACAGGAAAGUAUAGAAAUAUCCAAUGCUAAUACAAAUGUAAAUAAAACAACAACAACAAUUUUAACUUUAGAAAAUUUGCUUACUCUUGGCCCAAUUAAUGUUUUGUCCGUCACAACUGAGUUUGGUCUACAGGAUUCUGUUUUUGGACCCUGGGAGUAUAAAAAUGCAAGAAACUGCAUCUUAAAGUAUACCAUUCAAGGCUCAGACAUCAGUCAUACAAUUCGACUUGAUAGCCUGUUAACAAGAGGAAUACCAAGUACUGAAAGAUCAUCCCUGGCUUUCCGUUGGUAUUCAUGGAUUCGUUUGAAGGCCAUUGCAAAUCAAAAAAAUUUACCAAUAAACUCAGUGCUGACGAAUGAGGGUCAAUUUCUUUCACUUCUACACGAAGUAAAUCUUUAUUACACUAAAUCUUCAAAAGUUUGUAGAGAUGAAGGCUUAGAGCCAAAUCGUGGACCACAAUCCCAUGAAGAUGCUUGCAAUUUAGAGCGCCUUCAUUAUUAUGGAAUGGGCACAAUAAAAUACUACAGAAAAACAACUUUCUUGCAGCUAGUUGCAAAAAGAUAUGGAGAAAAUGUUAAGGCUGAAUAUUUGGUAGACCCAACUACACGACUCAUAAGUUGCACAGACUAUGAGGAAAUAUUAAAGGACGUUCAUUCAGAAAUUAUCCACCAUUAUUCAAGACACGAGAAGUUGUUAAAGAACUUUGCUGGGCCUCAAUGUAAUGAGGAUCGUCUUAAUAAUGAAAGGAUCAACUUUGAUGUCAAAUUUACAUCUGCCUCUUCUAAGGCAAAACAGGAACUUAAGACAGACUCCGACUUGCCUUUACAAAAAGUAAUAGAACCAACAGAAGCAGACACGAGCGAAUUUUAUCUUAGAAAAUGCAAUCUUUGUAGCAAAGUCAGGUGGUUAGGAAAGAGAGCAGCUGAAAAGUUUAUCUUGGGCUCAUAUGUAUAUGGUAACCUUCAUAAACAAGUACAAUUCUCCUGCAAUCUGCUUCAUGGCACUUCAUGUGAUGAGGAAAAUGACAUUAUUCCUCUUCCAUGUUCUGAACAAAGUCCACAACUAUGGGUAGCAUACAACAGUCUGCACGAGUCAAAACUUACACCAGUUGCUUUUGUGUUGAAAACAAUAAGCGAAGUUAGUGCAGGUGUUGAACAUGUUCAGAUAAUGGCAAAAUAUGCAUGCACGAGUCAAGAAUUUGACAUAAUCAAAGGCAAGGCAGUAUACACUCAGUCUCUGCCUUCGGCAUGUGUGAAGUUUGUUCAAUCUUUGACUACUGGUCGAUUUAAGUCUUGUAAAGAAAUACCUACUUUGAAAAAAGGAAAGCUUAAUAUAAUGAAACCACGCGAAGCUCUUGUUUGUCAAUCAUGGUUAGAUCAUAGCGAGCUGUCAUCUGAAGACCCAUCUGCUCAGCACACUGUCCUAAAUCUAAGUGGAAUUCGUGAUCUCCAUGCAACAUAUGGUGCCAUGAAGAUGAUCCAUUGCUCUCAAUGUGGAAUGUGUUCACCUGGCUUUGAAGCAGAUGCAGCUAAUUGUAUAAACGUCCCUGAAGCUGGCCAACAGAUUCCACUGUCAAACUCUUUUCUUCUGCAAGCUUUAAAGCAGUCUCGGGUCUUAGCAGGGUCUAGUGUCACUCUCGACUCAGCAUUUUCGAGUGCUAGAGUUUAUAAUGAUGAAACAGUAACAGGGGUAUGUACAAAUUGUUCAAAAUUUUGUAAAAUUGAUGAUGGAAUUGUAACAUUGCUGCACAAAAAGUCUGCUGCUGAAGAGAGUUCUCAGGGAACCACUGUUGAUAGUCAGCAAUCUAUUGAUGACAAUAUUUCAAAUAUAAACCCUUACGGUCCUGAAAAUCUGAUGGCUCUUGAUGUUUUUCAAGAUGAGGCCUCAUAUCAGCAUGAAAUGUUCAUGGACACUUUAUCUCAGGCUGAAAAACUUGUUCUGUCACCGAUCCAUGCUGUAAUAGUUAUAUUGCGGUCUCGAACAAAUAAUAUCCUAUUCUCCAGAUAUGGCUCAAUAUCUUUUGCGAUAAAAGAACCAGUCAAAACUAAAGCUCUUCCAUGGCACACUUUCCAAAAGUUACCAUUUGUUAUCAUGGUCUCUAAGCAAGAAGAUGGGAGCAUUAAUGAAGCUAAAAUUAAUAUGGCAAAGAUUGUUCAUGCAAAAGAGCUUAUGGAGCGUGAAGUGACUUGUCCUGUAUAUGGUACCAAAAGACCAUUUUACAGGUACUGUGAUAAGGUUCAUACACCUUUUACAGUAGCUGCCAUGGAGAAUCUAGCAAGUCAGCUAUCAGAUACAAGCACAGCUGUUUACCCAAAUGGUUUAAGAAAAAUCAAUGUUGAGCUGAUCCAUGAGCGUGCUUCUAAAAGAUUAACUAUUCAGCUGUUCUCUGAAUGGAUAAACUCUGGUUUUAUUAUCGGAAGUGGCAUAAAAGAUGCGAUUCUAAUUGAAAAUCAAAAAGCCACAUCCAGCUGCCUUAACAUGGAACAAAUUGCAAAUCUAAUAUGGAACGAUCUAGCAAAGUUCAUACUAGAGAGUCAAACUAAUGACAAACUUAACCAUGAUGAAGAUCCAAAUGAAACCAUAAAAAUAACACUCACUGAUGUUGUCUUGUACGGUGUUCAGAGGAAAUGGCUCAAUCCUAGCACAGAUGUUUCAAAUGCAUCACAAAAAAACAUUGAACAGGUAUUAUUACCUGAAGAUGAAUUAAAAAACCUAACCUACCUAUGUUGUGAAGAAGUAGAACUUCUCCUAAGGGAGAGCAGCAAUGAUGAAGGAGAUUCAGGUAGUGUUGCACAGGGUGGAGUUUCUAACUUGUCUGAAAACCCAGAGCAAAUUCUCAAGAAUGGAAUGCAAAACACAGUGUUACAAAGGAUCUCAGCACCAGAUGUGGACCGUCAGAACCCUGUUGCUGAGGAUACACAAGGAUACCUACAAAUGGCUUUCCCGGAUGUCUUCCUCACUGGUGAUGCAUGUCCACACCAAGAACGUCCUCGUAGCAUUAAAAAUAAAUCAGGCAGCUACAAAUUUGCUUACCUGUAUUGGGUAUGCGCACAAAAACGAGCGAUGGUCAAUACUGAGCUUCAAUUUCUAGUUCAUAGCAUGAUUAAACGAGAACAUAGCAAGGGAAAGGCCAAGCUCGCUCUGAAAAGUGAUGCCUUUGAAACAACUGGAAUACCUGUAAAAGAGGAUUUAAUGCAAAAUGCAGAGCUUCGUGACUGGACUGUAUCAAACCUAAUGAUGUUCAAGUCCUCAAUACCGGAUACAGCUCCAUUCUGGAAAAGGUCAAGGGAUGAUGCAAUAGCUGUUCAACGGGAUUGGGAAGAAAGUGUUCCUUGGCGAAAAGACAAAAUGCCAAUGUCAAUUAUGCUGUUCCAGACUCGUGCUCCACCGUAUAACCAUCACCCGGCAAUUCACAACGUCUGUCCAGGUACAGAGACCCUCUCCAUCCAGAGUGACCAAGAAUUUUUGGAAGGUCGGCGAAGAAACGUACUACAGUAUCCAAGCAUCGUAUCGUUUAUGUGCGCAUUGAUGGCAGAGCUGGACACAACGUUUUUAUCUAGAAUCAGAUAUGAUGGUGAUGCCUAUUUUACACGGUUUGAAUGGGGUGCAAAUGCCAAUCCACAUGCUCAUAGGCUGUAUUUUAGUCGUGAAUUCAGUCAGCACAUGGACAGCUUGAAACUAAAUAUACAAAACUGCCUUCAGAGUGCCAAAGACGAAUGUUUAAAUACUGGCCAAGAUCUCGACAAUCCUCUUGUUCAGGACACUAUCCGUACUAGGUUUGAAUGUAACGACAAAUGGUUUAAUGGUCAUGAUCCUUUUGAGAUUCUGCAUUUUCUUAGCAAUGCUGAUGACAAAGCUGUUGUGCCAGAGUUUCUCAGAAAUCCUCCAGUAAUAGAGAUUCAUCCUCAGACGAAGAUCUCGAAGAAAACCAGCAAGCUUGUGCAGUAG